AUGAAGACCCCAGUGCAAACUCCUAUUAGGGAAGGCAGAAGUAAACUACCCUUGAUUGUUGAUGUUGCUCUCGAUAGUGACGGAAAACAAUUAUAUCAAGUUCAUGAAUCGGAGCUAUUAGUCAGACAAGAAAUGCCUAGAUCUACAAACUUUUCCGAUAUUGCAAACGAACACGAGAGCAAUCAUGAUAAUGAAUUAGAGGAUGAUGAGCGGACGCCGAUUAGGAAUAUGCUUGGUAUAGUGACUCCCAAGACAUUGGAACAAAGACGAUCGCAGGACGAUCUUGACUCCGAAGAACCGGAAUCAGCUACUAGAAGGAUACCUGGCUUGAAUAUUUUCACUGGUUCUAUGCCUCUUAAUUCUUUAGAAAACCCUUCGGCUUCCUGCUCCAAUGAUCAGAAUAUAUAUCCUGCUACCAAGCCGAAAGACAACGAAAUUUGGUCUGAUGAUGUUGAAGAUGCGUUUCAGGAAGUAUUGGCAAUAAUUCCUAAAAAUGGCUUGAAUAAGAUCAAACUUAGUGGAAAAACCUGCGGCAGAAAUGAGCUCAUUUCUGACUACAUAUUUAUGAAGACUGGCAAGUUUAGAUCUAGGAAGCAAGUAUCGAGCCACAUUCAAGUUAUCAAGAACAUGGGUCAAAAUCCGGAUCUCAUUGAGUUGAUUAAUGAAGGGCCAAAGUUCAGCAGCGAGGAAGAGUUGCUCCACAACAAGAAACAGUUCGAGUCAAUAUUUUCAAAAAUAAACCUAAACAAGUCUCUUGGAAUAAGCAAGUUAUCGAAGAGACGGUCAGAAGACCCCAGUGCCACACAUCCUAUAUCUUCUAAACGCUCCAAGUCACUGUCGUCUUCUUCCUCGUCUUCAGUGCAUACAUUAUCAUCCACAUCACCAAUAAUGAAUGGUACAAAGGUUUUCAUUGAUAAUUUUUUUAUUUCACUUUAUGAUCCAGUAUCAUUGACAGACACAUAUUUAACUAGUCAAUCUAAUGAAGAAGUAAAACUUCUCAAGUUAAAUCCUGAUGCAAACUACGGAUUAAGAUUCCCCGGACUAGAGGAUUUUCAAGAUUCUAGUAUUCCUAUUUUUCAUAACAUGGCGAGGGUCCAGUUACCUGAAAUGCCGCUAGAGUGUUUAAUAAAGGAUGGACUCAAAUCUAACUACCGAUUGAAAGUUACUGGUGAAACAUCCAGGCAAUUUGCUAUUUACACUAGUAUAUAUUCUUUUGGCAAUGAAGUAUUGAAAUUUAUCGAAGACACUAUAGUUAAUUAUGAUCAGCCAUUUUUGUUGAAGUUUUUGAAAUAUUUCUUAAAUAAAAUUGUGGGAAAAUCUCAAUCUGAAAUUGCUGUUGCAUUUAAAGGUUUGACUAUCAAGCAAAUUGUUUAUGAAGUCAACCCAAGACAGACUACUAACAUGAUCUCAAAGAAAAACAUUAAACAAGUGCUCCUUUGGGAGUUUGCUAAGGUUAGCGAAUACAGCCAAGCUUUUACUACAACAACAGAAUUGUCACUACCAGCAAAGUCCAGUCAACGAUCUAAUUCUUGGAACGGCUCUGCAUCAGAAGUAUCUCAAAACAGUAUUUCUCAAGGGGUUGCAUUACACCCACCGCCGCCGCCCUUCAUUGCUCCGAAAUCACCGUCCCCCGCUCAACCAAUUCAGGCAGCACCUAACCCUGUCGACUUCCCUGCUAAUCUGUUGUUACCUGUACAGGAGCAAUGCAUUCAGAGCAAUGUGUCUACAAAUAACUAUACAAGUUUACCAUAUCAACAACAACCAUUUCCGCGAUUUCAACAGCCAGCAUUCUUUCAUCCAUCAGCAAACAUGGACUUAAUGUCUGUUCCUACAGAAGAAAGUUUACUUGAUAACGAUAGCUUUUUUCAAGAUCUUUGA
This is a messenger RNA of Priceomyces carsonii, 1878 nucleotides long. RefSeq names its product transcription factor TEC1 (gene TEC1). Gene Ontology annotation, biological process: regulation of transcription by RNA polymerase II. The coding region runs from base 1 to 1878 and encodes 625 amino acids. The transcript has a single exon. The record is from RefSeq and is a predicted model, not a curated record. Gene Ontology annotation, molecular function: RNA polymerase II cis-regulatory region sequence-specific DNA binding; DNA-binding transcription factor activity, RNA polymerase II-specific. Gene Ontology annotation, cellular component: transcription regulator complex. NCBI's taxonomy places the organism in Eukaryota, Fungi, Ascomycota, Pichiomycetes, Serinales, Debaryomycetaceae.